Callithrix jacchus (white-tufted-ear marmoset) is the source of this 3437-nucleotide messenger RNA. NCBI's taxonomy places the organism in Eukaryota, Metazoa, Chordata, Mammalia, Primates, Cebidae. The record is from RefSeq and is a predicted model, not a curated record.
AUGGCCACUGUUUCCACCGAAGCACUUACAAACACUGCGGCUCACCUCCACACACCGCAGGUUCACCUCCAAACACAGCAGGUUCACCUCCAAACACUGCAGGUUCACCUCCAAACAAACACCGCAGGUUCACGUCCAAACACUGCAGUUAACCUCCAGACACCGCGGUUCACCUCCAAACACUGCGACUUACCUCCAAACACCACAGGUUCAGCUCCAAACACAGCAGGUUCACCUCCAAACACUGCGGCUUACCUCCAAACACCACAGGUUCACCUCCAAACACUGCGGCUUACCUCCAAACACCGCAGGUUCACCUCCAAACACAGCAGGUUCACCUCCAAACAAACACCACAGGUUCACGUCCAAACAUUGUGGUUCACCUCCAGACACUGCGGUUCACCUCCAAACACCACAGGUUCAUGUCCAAACACAGCAGGUUCACCUCCAAACACUGUGGUUCACGUCCAAACACUGCAGGUUCACCUCCAAACAAACACCGCAGGUUCACCUCCAGACACCGCAGGUCACCUUCAGACACAGCAAGUUCACCUCCAGACACUGCAGCUUACCUCCAAACACCGCAGGUUCACCUCCAGACACAGCAGGUUCACCUCCAAACAAACACAGCAGGUUCACCUCCAAACAAACACAGCAGGUUCACCUCCAAACAAACACAGCAGGUUCACCUCCAAACAAACACAGCAGGUUCACCUCCAAACAAACACAGCAGGUUCACCUCCAGACACAGCAGGUUCACCUCCAAACAAACACCACAGUUCACCUCCAGACACCGCAGGUUUACUUCCAGACACCGCAGGUUCACCUCCAGACACCACAGCAGGUUCACCUCCCAGGUUCACCUGCGAACACCACAGUUCACCUCCAGACACCGUGGCUCACCUCCUGACACCACGGCUCACCUCCAGACACCGCAGGUUCACCUCCAGACACAGCAGGUUCACCUCCAGACACCGCGGCUCCCCUCCAGACACUGCAGGGUCACCUCCAGACACUGCGGCUCGCCUCCAGACACCGCGGCUCGCCUCCAGACGCCGUGGGUUCACCUCCAGACACAGCAGGUUCACUUUUCUCCAGGCAGUUUGUUUAGGGCUUUGACAUCAGGAAGUUCCUUUUGCUUUUCCGUAUUUCUUUCUGUUCUGCAACCAUAAGAAUUGCCCACAUUUUUGCCCUACAGACUGCUGAGUGCCUCAACAUGGCCAUGAAAUCUCUUGUUAGCUGUCUCCUCUAUAAAGAUUCUCAUGCUUUUCCAGGCAUUUAAAAAUAUUUACUGAGGCCAGGUGCAGUGGCUCACUGUAAUCCCAGCACUUUGGGAGGCCAAGAUGGGUGGAUCACUUAAGGUUAGUAGUUCAAAACCAGCUUGGCCAACAUGAUGAAACCCCGUCUCUACUAAAAAUACAAAGAUUAGCUGCAUGCUGUGGUGAGCGCCCGCAGUCCCAGCUGCUCUGGAGGCUGGGGCAGGAGAAUCACUUGAACCCAGGAGGUGGAGGUUGCACUGAGCUGAGAUCGUGCUGUUGCACUCUGGCCUAGGCCACAGAGUGAGACCCUGUCUCAAAAAAAAAAAAAAAUUACUGAAUAUGUGUCACAUGUAAAGCAUUGUGCUAGGUGUUUUAGUUGCUAAAAUGACAGUCAUAGAGUCUGUCCUCAAUAUGUCACAGUUUAGUAGGACAAAGAUCUGUCUUGCAUUAGCUAGGACAAGGUGAAAUGGCUGCUGCAGAGUCCUGACCAGGUCCCAGCACCAACCAGAUGCAGUGCAGGUCUGGGAGGUGUUUGGGGGCCUGAGCUGUGCGCCGGGGGUUACCAAAGCCCAGGUCCUUCCCGUCCUGUUCUCACCACAGCCCAGGUGGGGUGUGGCCUUUGCCUCUGCAGUUGAAGCUGGGUCUCUACCGUAUUGGGGCUCAGCUGGGGCAGUCAGAUGGAGCUGGUAGGUGUGCAGGCCUGGGCAUGGCACACAUCAUGCUUGCUUCUGUUCCUGUGGCAGAAACUUAGUGAGAUCCCUGGGGGUGGGAUUGUGCAAUCUGGUUGUGUGUCCAGAAGCCAGGACAGGGGGAGGAUGGCUCUGGAGGACAAGUCACACUCUCCACCACUGACAGAACUGAGGAGCCUGGAAUGAAAGUGCUGAGGACGCUGAGGCUCUCAGAGGCAGCAUUCCAGGGACCCGUGGGAACGGGAGAUUUUGGUAACUCAGGGGAGACAUGAAUGAGAGCAGGAACAUGCAAGGGUGGGGUCGGGACUCGGGCUCCUGCAGCUGGGCAAGGCUGAGAGGACUGUGGCAAUGGCCAGGACAGGGACGGGGAAAGGGAGACCUCCGUCUUGUGGAGUGAGGACUUUGUGAAGAGGGUGAUUCAUUUCCCAGGGCUGCUAUGACAAAGGGCCACAGCAGGUGGCUUAAAGCAUCAGAAACCUGUUCCCUCUCAUUUGUGGAGGCCAGAAGCCGGCAAUCAAGGUGUGUGUGGGCAGGGCUGCGUUCUCUCCAAAGCCCCCACGGAAGGUUCUUCCUCACCUCUCCCAGCUUCUGGUGCCAUGGGCAGUCCUCCGCUUGGGGUUUCUCUGCCCACGUCUUUGCAGCGUGGCUGUCCUCUGCAUCUGUGUCUGUAUCUCCGUGGCCUUCUCCCCGUGCCCGUCUCCUCUUCUUAUAAGGGCAGUUGUGCUGGAUAUAUCUGAGUGGGGCCCCCCGGUGAAGUAUGACCCCAUCCUAACUUGAUGACACCUGCAGAGACCCUAUUUCCAAAUUAAGUCGCAUUCCCAGGGAACUGCAGUGAGGAGUUUAACAUCUUUUGCAGGGACAAACGUAAACCCUCAACAAGAGGAGAGCGGACUUCAGGCGGGAAGGACGGUUGACAGGCAAACCUGUGUUCGCGGCUGAGGAGUUCAGACUGUGCUCCUUAGGCCACGGGCUCUCAGUUCUGACCGUUCAUCAGAACUGCCUAACAAGCUUCUUAAGAUGCAGACAUCAGAUUCCACCCAAACUUACGGAAUUGGUCGUCCUAGGAUGUGAAACCUUUAAAGCUCCAUGGGUUUCCGACACGUAGCCUGGGUUGAGAGCCACUGCUCUGGCUAGUGAGCGCCUCGGGAGAGGUUUUCAUUUCUUGUGAUACCAGUUUUAGGACAGCCUGCAGCUUUGAGCAAAUACACCAUAAAUAACAUUAUGACAUAAUAUCACAGUACAACAUAAAUACAUACUUAUAUGCGUUUUCUAAGUUGCCAUCGUAAAAGGUGACCCUUUGAGUUGAGCAUAAUCCUCAAGAUGCUGGGGGACGACUGCUCAUCCUGCUCCCUGUGCGUCCUCGGGGAAUGCAGGACAGGCUCGUGGUCCUUCUCCUGGAGCCAGAACUGCUCGUGGUCCCCUGUUGAGUCUGUGGUCUGUUAAAACUCCUCCCACAUCUUCUGCACAUGGGGGGCUAAUAAAUCUAGGA